UGCGCGAGCCGGGGUUGCAGCCCAGCAGGGACUUUCCAGCCGGCGGCGGCGGCGGCGGCCGCCGGCCCUUCCCCGCCCCCCGACAUGGGGCUGCCCGGGGAGCAGGACGCUGCGGACGGCGGCGGAGGACGCGCCCGGCGCCCCUGAGCCGGCCGAGCGGCGGCGGAGCGCGGGUCCUGGCACGUGGUAGACUGACCCUCCAUCAAUGUUUCUGUCCACAAUCUGCAAGUUUGGGAGAGAGGAGGGAUGUGACAGAUGCCCACAUGGUGGUUCCAUGUGAUUUGGCAUGUGUGUCUGCAGGUAAAGGACUCCACUACAUUAUUUGAAGAAGGAUAAGGUUGACACUGCUUUGCUUUUGCUUUUUUGAAGUCUCUCCCUCCCUGAUCAAGCUUAGAUACAUCUUCUCACAGCAUAUGACAGACAGGAAUUCACCUCCAAAGAAUCAAACAUUUCUCAUUGAAAACUCUUUACUGAACACAUGGCUUCCUAAGCACUGCAGGAUGAAAUACUAAACCGAAGUUGUAAGUAGCGUAUAAUCUAAGCAGGGGUUUUCAAGGCCUGAAGCUCUGAGAGCAGAUAUGAAAGGUUUUCUCUCCCCUGAAAUGGAGCCAACUAAAAAGAUGGACGCGGCCGGCGCCCUGCAGACAAACCCCCCCCUGAAGCUGCAGCCUGACCGCGGCGCGGGGUCAGCGGUGCUCGUCCCCGAGCAGGGCGGCUACAAGGAGAGGUUUGUGAAGGCCGUGGAGGACAAGUACAAGUGUGAGAAGUGCCGCCUGGUGCUGUGCAACCCCCGGCAGACCGAGUGCGGGCACCGCUUCUGCGAGACCUGCAUGGCCGCCUUGCUGAGCUCCUCCAGCCCAAAAUGCACUGCGUGUCAAGAAGGCAUCAUUAAAGAUAAGGUGUUUAAGGAUAAUUGCUGCAAGAGAGAGAUUCUGGCUCUUCAGAUAUACUGCAGGAACGAAGGCAGAGGUUGUGCAGAGCAGCUAACGCUGGGACAGCUCCUGGUGCAUUUAAAGAAUGAUUGCCAGUUUGAGGAACUUUCAUGUGUUCGUGCCGACUGCAGAGAGAAAGUAUUGAGAAAAGACCUGCGUGAUCACGUGGAAAAGGCCUGUAAAUACCGUGAGGCCACGUGCAGCCACUGCAAAAGUCAGGUCCCAAUGAUCACUUUGCAGAAACACGAAGACACGGAGUGUCCCUGCGUGGUGGUGUCCUGCCCUCAUAAGUGUAGUGUCCAGACCCUUCUGAGGAGCGAGUUGAGUGCACACUUGUCAGAGUGUGUCAAUGCCCCCAGCACCUGUAGUUUUAAGCGCUAUGGCUGCGUUUUUCAGGGGACAAACCAGCAGAUUAAGGCCCACGAGGCCAGCUCCGCAGUGCAGCACGUCAACUUACUGAAAGAAUGGAGCAAUUCUCUAGAGAAAAAGGUUUCCUUGCUGCAGAAUGAAAGUGUGGAAAAAAACAAGAGCAUACAAAGUCUGCACAACCAGAUAUGCAGCUUUGAAAUUGAAAUUGAGAGACAGAAGGAAAUGCUUCGGAAUAACGAAUCCAAAAUACUUCAUUUACAGCGAGUCAUAGACAGCCAAGCGGAGAAGCUGAAAGAACUGGACAAGGAGAUCCGUCCCUUCCGGCAGAGCUGGGAGGAGGCGGACAGCGUGAAGAGCAGCGUGGAGUCCCUGCAGAGCCGAGUGACCGAGCUGGAGAGCGUGGACAAGAGCGCAGGGCAGGCCGCCCGCAACACAGGCCUGCUGGAGUCCCAGCUGAGCCGGCACGACCAGAUGCUGAGCGUCCACGACAUCCGCCUGGCCGACAUGGACCUGCGCUUCCAGGUCCUGGAGACCGCCAGCUACAACGGCGUGCUUAUCUGGAAGAUCCGGGAUUACAAGCGGCGGAAGCAGGAGGCCGUCAUGGGCAAGACCCUGUCUCUCUACAGCCAGCCUUUCUACACCGGCUACUUCGGCUACAAGAUGUGCGCCAGGGUCUACCUGAACGGGGACGGGAUGGGCAAGGGGACGCACCUGUCGCUGUUUUUCGUCAUCAUGCGCGGAGAAUACGACGCUCUGCUCCCCUGGCCGUUCAAGCAGAAAGUGACACUCAUGCUGAUGGAUCAGGGGUCCUCCCGGCGCCACUUGGGAGACGCGUUCAAGCCGGACCCCAACAGCAGCAGCUUCAAGAAGCCCACCGGGGAGAUGAAUAUUGCCUCUGGCUGCCCAGUCUUUGUGGCCCAAACUGUGCUGGAAAACGGGACAUAUAUUAAAGAUGAUACCAUUUUUAUUAAGGUCAUAGUGGAUACUUCGGAUCUGCCUGACCCCUGACGAGUCACUGGGAAGGUGGAUCGAGCAGAAGGCAACUCCUCUGGGGGCUCUGCUGUCUCCACUGAGGUCCUCGCGCUCAGAAAAGGACCUUGUGGAGCGGAGGAAGCGGCAGAAGGCGGCCUCGGGCCGGCGGGAUUAUUUAUCCUUCUACGAGAUAAAUACUGCUGUCAGAGAAGGUUUUCAUUUUCAUUUCAAAAGAUCUAAUUGAAAACAUAUAUGCUAAAGAAAAGAACCAUCAUUUUUCUUCCUUAAACUUGAACACCAAAAAAAGAACACACAACACACACAGACACACAGACACACACACACACACACCUGGGGAUAGCUGGACAUGUCAGCAUGUUAAGUAAAAGAAGAAUUUAUGAAAUAAUAAUGCAAUUCUGAUAUAUUCAUUCUAAAAUUCAAGAGUGCAAUCUUGUUUCAAAUAUAGUAUAUUGUCUAUUUUUAAGGCCUCAUCUGGUCUCUGUUUUAAUAAUUUGUUUGUCAGAAGACCCUGAAGUAUACACCUAGGUCUUUUUUGGAAGUCUCUAAAUUCAGAAUCAUUUUUUAAUUUAAAGUUCUAAGAUAAUUGUAACUGCAAACAUUUUAUUUCAAAACGUUGAUAGACUGAUAUUUCUUGGAAGAAAAUGUAAAAUAUCAAACACUGGUUAUCACUUGUGAUAGGAAGGAGGACAUUCAAUCUGCUGUUAUUUCUCGUUAGAAAUGUGUAAACCUUCAAUCUCUGUCGUAGUUACUGACACUACUUCAAAAUUACUAUGAAAGGAGAAUCGCUCAUGGAUGCUGUGCAUCAUUUUCAGAUUUAUAAUUGUUUUCACCCUAAAAUAGGGCAUUAGUUGAACUUUGGAGUUCUAAACAAAAUCCUGUAGGUUUUUAAAAUUCUGCCCCAUUUGUUCAGACAAGCUCUCUAUUGCUGACAACACCGACCUUCAGUGUCCAGUGUCCGGGGGUGGGCAGGUGACUCGUGCUGAAGGGGCCACAGCAGACGCAUCUCCGUUCUGUCGCGUCCCGCACGUGCUGACAGCUUGUGUAGAGGUGGUGGCGUGCUGUUCAUGUGCCUUAGAUGUGACAUGCUGCUUCUCGACCCCAGCUUUGUGUUCACGGUGACUCCGGAAGGUGAUGGUUUAACCAGACUUUUCUCCUGACCACUCAAGGGCCCUCAGCCCUGCACCUGCUCAGGAAGCCAGGCCCCUUGUCAGCUCCUGGAGCCCCCACUGCUUAAUUGUCAUGGAUUCCCAGUCUCUCGGCCCUGGUCCCAGUGCAGGCAGGAGUCGGGGAGAAGCGCGGCCCCGGGCGGUGGGCGCCCCGGCCCCGAGCGGAGCCCCUGAGCAUUCCAGACACCGCGCUCUGGGGCCGCCCAGGCUGGGCGACAGGCGUCCGAGGCCACCCUCUCUCGGGAAGGGUGGCCCUGGGCCCUGCCGUCCCAGCCUGUGCCCCGCCCAGACGGCACUCCUCGCCCUGUUUACCUUCUCCCGAUGGUCCCACUGUGACAGGACGGGGCCCUGCUCCUGUGCCCUGCUGCGCACCACGCCCCACGGGUGCUCUCACACUGAUGGGUGCUACACUGACGGGUGCUUCUUAGGCAAAGCCAGUGUGUGUGGACCGCCGCAUCUGUGCCACUCAUCUGCAAGGCGCGCCCACGACUGGCCGGCUGGGCCGCGCGCCACAGACUGCCUGCCUUCGGGCUCCCCCGUGGCCGAGCAGGGACGGCCGGGUGGGUGCCCGCUGGCCCACCGUGUCUCUGGUGCUGCCAUCUGCCCUGGGUGUGCCUUCGCCCCAGUGCCUGCUGGAAGCGCCCUCCUCUCCAACGCUGUCCCCGAGCUUCCAUAAGUGACCUCAUGGGUUCCGAGCACCUGCUGCGCCCUCCAGCAGUUCAGACGCUCCGCUGUCUUCACCACCACCCCCGCCCCCCGGGAUUGCUUUGAGGGCCAAUCAGUGUCAUCAGUUCUGCCCCGUGAGGAGUCGGGUGUCCCCACUCAGAGAGGAAGACUUCCUGCAGGUGCUGCGGACCGCUGCUCCCUCGAAGGUGUUCCGACCUCCUCCGGGCCUUGCCCUGGGUUCUGCCCUGGGGACCCGGAGGAGGGGAUACACCCAGCAGUCCCCCCUGGCCUCAGAGGGCUUUCUUGAGGCCAGGGGUUACCAACAGGGACCUCCCUGCAACUUCCUCCCCCUUCACUAAAAGUAUGGACAGUGUUAACACAUCUAGGAGAAGCAACACAUUAAUCUGGUGAAAAACAAAACACCUCUUUCCCCUGGGCUGAAACCCACUCUGGAAGCAUCUGUCCCUUGGAGGGGGUACUUUUCCAGUACCCCUUCUGGUGGGAGUGACUGGGCCACCCUGGCCACACGCCCCCCCCCCCCCCGCAGAAGCCCCUGGGACCCGGCUUCAGGAGCUGGUGCCACCACCACCCCUCCAUGAGGCUGUGACAUGGUGGGAGCUUCAUGCUGUGGCUUGGUGACGGUGGACAUAGGGGUCGAUGGCCUCAUGGCCACUGUUCCAUGCACACGAGGGGGCAGCUCCUGCAGGACGCGGCCCCUCAUCUCCCCAUCUGCUGCUUGGUGCUCCACAUGCCAGGGCCCCAGGGACAAGCAAAGGGUUGAGCCGUGGUGCGCGUGGGCGCACUUUUUUGUUUACAAAAGUGGCGAAGUUCCCCGUGGACCAAAACCGCUCUAGUACCUUCCAGGGGCUCGUGCGGCAUCCUGUUCCCCAGUCAGCCCGUGUCUGCGGAGCCCAGGCCAGCCUGCCGGGCCGGGCCGGGCAGCUUGCACUGGGGGUGGGGGCGGGAGGCGGAGGAGGGUGGCUGGAGCAGCUCACCUGGGCCUUUUUUGCAGUUGGGAUCGGUUCCCGGGUCUGUAGGUGACACUGGACACAAGCAGGGAUUCCUGUCCAGCAUCUGAUGACCUGUUGCACGAGAUGGGGUGCCAGUUCCAGAGAGCAAGUCAGGUGGGCAUUCGCCAUACAGGAGGGCGAGCAGGGCCGCCUUCCUCCGGUUCCCAGCCUGGCCCCAGAUGCCAGCCACCGUGCGAGCGGGAGGCUCUUGGCCAGGCAGCUCCUUCCCUCCCUCCCUCCUGUAGCCACCCCUGCCCGGGGCCCCUGGGGGCUGUUGGCUGCGGAAGCCUAGCGCUCCGUGGUGGCCACCUUCACCAGGCCCUCCAGGUGCCGGCCAACUCUAGGGGGCAUCCACCUGCCCUGUGGCCACCGUGGCCAGGUCAGGGCAGCCCCUUCCUAGAUAGCUGGUCUCCUCCUGGGUCCUCAGCCACCCAGGGCCACGCGUCCCAGUCAACGCCCCCUUCACUCUCAGUGUCGUGGGGAUGGUCGCCGGUGGCAGGCCUGGCAUCCUGCAGCCAGUGGGCAGCAGCGGGUUGAGGAGAGGGUGGCCGGACAGACCCUUACACACAGCAGGGUCCCGAGGUGGGUCAUCUCCUCUCAGCCCAUGGCAGCGGGGAGAGAGCAGGACCCCAAGCGCACCCAGAGGGGCUCACCACCUCCAACAGCCAGGGCCCCCUCCUCCUCCCAAAGGAGUGACCGUGAUUGUGUGUCCGGCACAAACCUUCCGGCCACAGCAUCUCUGCUGGUCUUCAUAGGCCUGGUCAGGAGAUCAGACUCCUCGCGGGGCCUCUGCCCGCACCGCGGCCCUCCGAACGCCUCCCUCUGCUUGCGGUAGCUGCCAGUGCUGAGAAGGGCGCAGGCAGAGCUGUGAAAGGGCUGUGGUCCCGAUCUUUACUGACCAGUCCGCAAAGCAGCCCUGGGGGAGUUCCAGGAGCCCCUUUGCCUUUGUGCGCGUCUGUGAGAUGAGGGAUCUCUCACCCAACCUACUUCUCAGCCCGAGACCGUGGCCCUGUCCUCUGUUUGCAAAUCUCAAUGGUUCUGUUUUCUCCAAAGUAGAAUGUGUCCACUAGGGUCUGCAUCAGACGAGGUCAGGGUGAGGCUCCCGCGUCGGCAGGUGACCUGGGCAUCACUCCUGUCUGCCGGGCGGUGCCGGUUGUCACCGGGGAGCCGGGCGGCCUGGGGCGACCUGGGUCCGCAGGUGGUUGGGCCCAUCUGUGGAGGCCCGAGUGGGACGAGCUGCGCUUGCGUUUCAUUUCCGCCGCUGCCGCUGCAUCUCAGUCCGCGGGUGGGGUCCGGGGGGCUGCACCGCGCCCGCAGGCAGUGCCGGUUGGUUCAUAACUCAGUGCCCCGACACGUGAGAUAACCUUCAACAGCAAACUCAAUGACUCAGUUGGUAAACACAGAAGCUGGCGUUCUUUCCAAGGAUCUCUGUGAGAAUUGUCUGGAGAGUAACCUCUGUGGGAAAGGGAGUGUGUGAAUCCACGUAGACGAUCGUGUGGUGUUUUCAGCAUUGAUUCUUUCUCUGACGACACACCUCUUCGUUCAGUUCUGUUACCCAAAACAAAGACCAAAGAAGGCCAAUCUCUCAGUUGACUCUGUAUUUUUAACCUGCCUGUUUUAAAAAUUGCCGUCUGUAGUAACCACUCGCUGUGAGGACCCAUCUUGACGUCCAAGUGAUUGUGACCAGUGAUUCACGUCCCGUGUUUUUCUGCUCUUCUAAGAAAAAAAAACCCACAAAAAGACAGUGUAAGUUAUUGCUCAGCAAUAAUCAUGUUGUUCCUGCAGGCUAACAACAUGUCUGAUUUCCCGACA
Camelus dromedarius (Arabian camel) is the source of this 6948-nucleotide messenger RNA. RefSeq names its product TNF receptor associated factor 3 (gene TRAF3). The record is from RefSeq and is a predicted model, not a curated record. The transcript is spliced from 14 exons. Gene Ontology annotation, biological process: Toll signaling pathway; tumor necrosis factor-mediated signaling pathway; regulation of defense response to virus. NCBI's taxonomy places the organism in Eukaryota, Metazoa, Chordata, Mammalia, Artiodactyla, Camelidae. Gene Ontology annotation, molecular function: tumor necrosis factor receptor binding; zinc ion binding. Bases 579 to 2309 code for a protein of 576 amino acids.